Felis catus (domestic cat) is the source of this 7387-nucleotide messenger RNA. It is a transcript of the gene PPP1R10, whose product is annotated as protein phosphatase 1 regulatory subunit 10. The record is from RefSeq and is a predicted model, not a curated record. The coding region runs from base 3339 to 6236 and encodes 965 amino acids. Gene Ontology annotation, cellular component: nucleus. NCBI's taxonomy places the organism in Eukaryota, Metazoa, Chordata, Mammalia, Carnivora, Felidae. The transcript has 20 exons. Gene Ontology annotation, molecular function: metal ion binding.
ACCUAUAAAAAGAGGGCCAAAAAAAAUCAGAAAAAGAGCUCAAGGAAAGGACCUGAUUGUCUCACUGCCCACGUUAGCAGAAGGGGAAUUCAUGUCCACUGUACUAAUGGAAUAUAGUAAGAAUAUACAGAGAAAGUAGCAUUUUUGUUAGGGUAAAAUUGGUAUCAUCAACCACUAUUCCUGUCUCUGACUGGACCCUGAAGGAAAAGCUAAUAUGAGAGGGUAACUAGGUUAAGUGACUGGGAAGCAGGCGUAUUUGAGAAGACACCUAUGAUAUAGUCGUGCUUUUGAGAAUGUACUGAGUCUAGUGGAGGAAAGUGAGAAGAAAGGAAAAGGGAGAAUGUCUAACUUCUUGGAAGGAAGAUGCCUGGCAGGGAGAGGAUGCAUAUGACAGGGCAAUCUCCAACCCAAUCCAAUCCUGGAUCAUGAAAUUGCCCAGUCUUAAAAAAGUUGAAGGUCAACAUUCCAUAGGUCAGAACAAACUUGAGUACUAACGCUAGCUUUAAAGCUACCAAAGCUGUUAUUAACUCCGUGGUGACCCCCUGUCACCAGUCUUCAGUCCCACUUUAGGGAGUGGCAGCUGUGCAAGCCUUUCUAUCUCACCCUGCCCUACCAAGAACCUACCGUGCCCUACCAAGAACUUCCAGUGUGGUUUGAAUUUUCUCGGAGAAAGACAGGCCGGCCACGAGGAAAAAAACAAGCCGCAGCAACAUCUAAGCCCUUGAAAGGAUCCUGAGAGAGGGGGGAAAGGGAAAACCGCAGCCACCAGCCCAACCACUUGUGUCUUCUGCCCCUUCCCACCUAUCUUGCCCACCCCACCAGCCCACGCUGCAUGGGACUUGCAAUCUGUGGCCGAAGGACCGUCACCACAUAACUUCAAAAAUAAUCAACCACCCACCCUUCCCAAACCCACCCAAAUUCACUUAUCCAGCGUUUACUUUUUUGAAUCCACUCAGAACUUUUUUUCUACGAUCCCCCCUCCCUAAAUGGAGUUGGGUGGGGGGAAAAUGAAUACUGAGUUGGCCUUCGUUUUUUUAAGAGACUUUUUGAUCCAAUGAGGCCCCCCAAAUAAUUGAGUUUUGGGUCUUGGUUGGUUGUUUUAUUUUUUUUCUCCAAAAUUUGAGCCCCCUCCCCCCCUGAGCCCGAGGUGCUGACGUCGCAAAAAAAUUGGAUAGUAAGUGUCGAAUUUUCCAAAACCAGCCUUGCAACAAGAAAUCAACGUUUCCCGUUGUGAAACCAAAAAUAAUGAGAGGAAGAAAUGAGACAAUAGAACAAAAUAGAGAACUGGAGAAGGACCAAGCCGGUCACUUAAUCUCCAUUAAAAAAGGGCCUUUGGUCUAAACAGUCUUGUUCUCUCUCCCCUGCCACCUACCUUCCUGCCCUGCUGCAGGCAAGGAAAGGGUGGAGGGAGGGCCAGCAAGUGAGGAUUUUGAUGGUUAACCCUUGGUAAUCCAGCCAAUUUCCAGACUGCCAAAGCCAUAAGUGUUUGCUUUUUAUAAGGAGGAAUGGUUAACUUCCUCUUGUUAGCAGUCUUCAAAAGGGUUAAUGAGCUCACAUACAAAAGAUGGUGGAUCUUGUGGCCCAGAAGUCCCACUUCUUUGUGUGUGAGACAAGCAGGGCGCCUUUCAAUUUGCCAGAUUAAUAAGCAAUCUGUACAUAAAGAUUGCAGGGUAAGGAGAUGGGCAGAGAAAUAAUAGCUGGCUAUGACUUUAAAUGAUUGUUAAAUCCUCUCAAUUUUAAUGUAAUUUGCUUGGGAUAUAUUUGUGUGGUUAAAAUAGGUGGCAAUCUAGGAAUAAAGAUUGCAAGACACUUAAUUCAGUACAAAAAUAUAAUCUUAGUGCCAGUACAUACAAGAUAAUGGGGAGGUAAAGAAUGUUUUUAAUUGUUGCAGGUUGCGCAGGUUAUUUAAGAGGAAAAAAGUGAUUAACAUUUUAACUUGAUACGUUUUGGUGGGUGGGAAUACAGUCUAAUAGGGGGUGGAAAGGUUGGGAAAUGUGGAAUUCAGGAGUAUAAUUUUAAAAGCCAUUUAGUGCAAUUGAAUGCUAGCUUUCUAAAAGAUUUGUGUCGUUAAAAGGAAUUUUUUCUUCCCUGCUUCAAUAUGGCGACUUUCCUUGUCCUUUUGUCUUCAAAGCGGUGUUGCAGGUUGUGUCUUGGCCCAUUUUUCUCCUGUCCUCCCACCUCAACCCUAUUUGUUGAGAGGGGUCCAAGUCCUCCCCCUUUCCCUUUAUAGGGAGGAUGGGGGUGGUCGAUGGUAGCAGGUUGAACCUCAAUUGCAAAUUCAAUUCUUCCCCACAGAAAAAUGUUCUUUUAAAUAUUUUAAUUGGUUUUAUUUUCACAACUCUUUUACUCAAAUUAGGUUAAAGACCAUUCAGGGUGGGUGGCUGGUUUGGGGUAUUUUACUGAGAAGGGUUGUUUUCUAAUGUAACUAGCUGCCGGCAGAGCCGGAAUAGCUUUUUUAAGUUUUCCUCUUCUCCAUUACAAAAUGGCGUCGUCCCUGCUUCUUUGUUGUUUUUUCUCCCCCUUUUGCCAUCCAGAGCUUAGGGCCGCCCUAGAAACUUGGUCAAGGGGGAGGAGCAGCAUGGAAAGGUGAUGUAAUCAGCUUUCUUCCUCUCCACCCUCUUGAAACUCCACCCCUGAGCAGAUGCUUUCUGGACUCCCUGUGCACGCUGCUGCUAGACAGGAAAAGACAUUUUCUGUAUUUAGAGGAUCUUUUAUAUUCUUAAGAGGGAAAAGCUUAUAGGGAUUAGGUCUUGAAGUUGUCCAUCUCCUGGGCAGCUCUAGUUUUUAUAUUUAACAAUCAAAGCCUGUUGCUUUUAUUUUCAUCUUCCUUCACUCAUCACAACAGCUUGGAAAUUUUCCCCGCUUCAGUUGCCAGGGGUGGAAAACCAGUCAAACCAACUAUACUUUAAGACUGGGAGCCUUCUGGUGGUGUGUGCGUGUGUGUGGGUGUGUGUGGGUGUGUGUGUGUGUGUGUGUGAGAGCUGUGUGCAUGUAUGUAUGUAGGUGUGGUGUGGUGUGGGGGAUACUGGGGAAAGGAGAACUUGUGGAAGUGACUUGAAUAGACAAGUGGGGCCUAAUACUGAAAUGUGCCCUUUCUGUCCAGGAACCAGUCCUUGGGCCUGCAUUUGGUCGCUUUGUAUAAUGAGACGGGGGAGGGUGGGUACCUGAGGACUUCUUUUAAAUCACCCUUAUUCCCUUAUCCCACCUCUGGGUUUGGGGAUAAACUCUUUGUGUUCAGUGCUGUGUCACGUUCUCCAGUUGCUUAGCUCCUGUACAUUGGUACUAGGAUGAGAAGUGAAUAGGAAAGGAAGCAGCAGUUGUAAACUCAAGGCAGGGGGAUGCAAGCUACGGUGUCUGAAACCUCGAUCAUGGGUUCGGGUCCCAUAGAUCCCAAAGAGCUUCUCAAGGGCCUGGAUAGCUUCCUUAACCGAGAUGGGGAAGUCAAGAGUGUGGAUGGCAUUUCCAAGAUCUUCAGUCUUAUGAAGGAAGCACGAAAGAUGGUGAGUCGAUGCACUUACUUGAACAUUCUCCUGCAGACCCAGUCACCAGAAAUAUUGGUCAAGUUUAUUGAUGUUGGUGGCUACAAACUUCUUAACAAUUGGCUGACCUAUUCAAAGACAACCAACAACAUUCCCCUCUUGCAGCAAAUUCUGCUGACCCUGCAGCACCUACCACUCACUGUGGACCACCUCAAGCAGAACAACACAGCCAAACUGGUGAAGCAACUGAGCAAGUCAAGUGAGGAUGAAGAGCUCCGGAAGUUGGCUUCAGUCCUUGUCAGUGACUGGAUGGCUGUCAUCCGCUCCCAGAGCAGUACCCAGCCUGCUGAGAAAGAUAAAAAAAAACGUAAAGAAGAGGGUAAGAGUCGAACCACCCCUCCUGAGCGACCCUUGACUGAGGUGAAGGCUGAGACCCGGGCUGAGGAGGCCCCAGAGAAGAAGAAGGAGAAGCCCAAGUCUCUCCGAACCACAGCACCCAGUCAUGCCAAGUUCCGUUCCACUGGGCUAGAGCUGGAGACCCCAUCUUUGGUGCCUGUGAAGAAGAAUGCCAGUGCAGUGGUGGUUUCUGACAAGUACAACCUUAAACCCAUCCCCCUCAAGCGUCAGAGCACCACAGUUGCUCCAGGAGAUGCUGCCCCCCCUGCAGAGAAGAAAUACAAGCCACUGAACACCACACCCAAUGCCACCAAAGAGAUCAAAGUGAAGAUCAUCCCACCACAGCCUAUGGAGGGCCUGGGCUUUCUGGAUGCGCUCAAUUCAGCCCCUGUUCCAGGCAUCAAAAUUAAGAAGAAGAAGAAGGUGUUGUCACCUACAGCUGCCAAGCCAAGCCCAUUUGAAGGGAAAACGAGCACAGAACCAAGCACAGCCAAGCCUUCUUCCCCAGAACCAGCACCUCCUUGUGAGCCUAUGGACACAGACCGCCCAGGAACCCCAGUUCCCCCUGUUGAAGUCCCAGAACUCAUGGAUACAGCUUCUUUAGAGCCAGGAGCACUGGAUGCAAAGCCAGUGGAGAGUCCUGGAGAUCCUAGCCAGCUGACCCGGAAAGGCAGGAAGAGGAAGACUGUAACAUGGCCUGAGGAGGGCAAACUGAGAGAAUAUUUCUAUUUUGAACUGGAUGAAACUGAACGAGUAAAUGUGAAUAAGAUCAAGGACUUUGGUGAGGCAGCUAAACGAGAGAUACUGUCAGACCGACAUGCAUUUGAGACGGCCCGUCGUCUGAGCCAUGACAAUAUGGAGGAGAAGGUUCCCUGGGUGUGCCCGCGACCCCUGGUUCUACCCUCACCUCUUGUCACCCCUGGAAGCAAUAGCCAGGAGCGAUACAUCCAGGCUGAGAGGGAGAAAGGAAUCCUUCAGGAGCUCUUCCUGAACAAGGAAAGUCCUCAUGAGCCUGAUCCUGAGCCCUAUGAUCCUGUACCCCCGAAGCUCAUCCCCCUAGAUGAGGAGUGUUCUAUGGAUGAGACCCCAUAUAUUGAGACCCUGGAGCCCGGGGGAGCUGGUGGCUCACCUGAUGGGGCAGGUGGCUCCAAGUUGCCUCCUGUCCUGGCCAAUCUCAUGGGAAGCAUGGGUGCUGGAAAGAGCCCCCAGGGUCCUGGAGGAGGGGGCAUCAAUGUCCAAGAGAUCCUCACCUCCAUCAUGGGUAGCCCAAAUAGUCAUCCCUCAGAGGAACUGCUAAAGCAACCAGACUAUUCAGACAAGAUCAAGCAGAUGCUGGUGCCACAUGGAUUAUUAGGCCCUGGUCCAAUAGCCAAUGGUUUCCCACCAGGAGGCCCUGGUGGCCCCAAGGCCAUGCAGCACUUCCCCCCUGGACCUGGGGGACCUAUGCCAGGUCCUCACGGAGGCCCCGGUGGGCCAGUGGGUCCACGUCUCUUGGGUCCCCCACCCCCUCCACGAGGGGGUGAUCCCUUCUGGGAUGGCCCGGGUGACCCCAUGCGGGGUGGCCCAAUGCGGGGGGGUCCAGGACCAGGUCCUGGACCGUACCAUAGAGGCCGUGGUGGCCGAGGAGGAAAUGAACCUCCUCCUCCUCCUCCCUUCCGAGGGGCCAGAGGAGGUCGCUCUGGAGGAGGACCCCCAAAUGGAAGAGGGGGCCCUGGUGGGGGCAUGGUUGGAGGUGGUGGGCAUCGUCCUCAUGAAGGCCCUGGUGGGGGCAUGAGCAGCAGCAGUGGCCAUCGUCCCCAUGAAGGCCCUGGCAGUGUCAUGGGUGGUGGGCAUCGCCCCCACGAAGGCCCUGGUGGUAGCAUGGGUGGAGGUGGGGGACAUCGUCCCCAUGAAGGCCCUGGCGGUGGCAUGGGCAGUGGCAGUGGACAUCGACCCCAUGAAGGCCCUGGCAGUGGCAUGGGCGGAGGCAGUGGACAUCGUCCCCAUGAAGGCCCUGGUGGAGGCAUGGGUGCUGGUGGCGGACAUCGCCCCCAUGAAGGCCCUGGUGGGAGCAUGGGUGGAAGCAGUGGACAUCGCCCCCAUGAAGGUCCUGGACAUGGAGGGCCCCAUGGCCACCGGCCUCAUGAUGUCCCUGGUCACCGAGGCCAUGACCAUCGAGGGCCACCGCCUCAUGAGCACCGUGGCCAUGAUGGCCCUGGCCAUGGAGGAGGGGGCCACCGAGGGCAUGAUGGAGGCCACAGCCAUGGAGGAGACAUGUCAAACCGCCCUGUUUGCCGACAUUUCAUGAUGAAGGGCAACUGCCGCUAUGAGAACAACUGUGCCUUCUACCACCCGGGUGUCAACGGGCCCCCCCUGCCCUAGGGACCACCUCCUCUGCCCCACCCACACACACCCCUGUGGACUGCAGCCUUGCUCCUUCUACCCUGUUAUGGCUUCUGUGAGGCCCACUUUUCCCCUUUCCCCAGCUGAUGAGGAGCCGGCCCCCUCAGUUCCCACCUGCUUGGGUUUCUGGGGGUUUUCGAUCACUGGUGCGUAUUGAUGUACAUAUUUUCCUCCAGUCUGGGGAGGAGAGACUGGAUACAUUCUGUACCCUGGACUGCUGAAGAGAAGACCCAGUUGGCUUCAUUUUUUGAGGAGAUUUGCCCUAUAACCCCAAAUCCCUUUCCAGUAUUGCCCUUAAUGCCUGAGAACCUAAAGCUGGUUAUCCUGGAGAACACCUCUACUCUCCUAUUGUGGGUCCUCCACAUGCACACAGAACUGACAUGGGAUCAGCUGCACUUAUGAAAUCAUCCCAGCCAAGUUCAUUAUUCCUCAUGGGGGUGGGGAGAUGGUAAAAGGGGUAUUAUAUAUCCCACUGCACUGAGAGGGCUCAAUUAGGCUGGAUUUGAGUUCUGGAAAAUAUCAUCCCCACUUCUGCCCUGACACAGGCUUUACAUUGAGUCCUUUCUCAAGACUUUGCAACCUUCUGUGAACACCCAAGUCUGCAUCAUGGGUCUGUUAGGUUCAGUGAUGGCCAAUUCACAUCUGCAUCCAGUGGAAGUUUUAGCUGGUAUAGGUGAGGCUGCUGGUGUUGGUCCACCCUUGCCUACAACUCAUUCUGGAAACUUUGUAAAACACUUCAGUGAGACCAGCUUUUCAUCAACUUGCCCAGCACGCUGGGCCUGACAGUCACACUACAUGCACUGCCUUCAGGAGUUGGCUCACUCUUUGCCCCCACCUGGAACCUUGUUGGUGUGAGGCCUCUGGCUCCCUUGCCCUGUCAGCCACCUCUGAAUCCCACCAGGUGCCUUCCUGGGUGGGUGCAACAAGCUGACUUGCCCUUCCCCAGCCCUCUCCUUCACAUGUCUCGGCAUCAGUUGUUUUCUGUGAAAACAGUGGAUUGGUUGGCUUUUGUGCAGGGUCUUGGGUUAGAGCCACAAUGGAUUUGAGGGAUGAGUAUUUUCUUUUUUCUUUUGGUUUUGUAUAUUUUGUACAUUAAUAAUAAACAGUGGAAAGAGAAGCAGCUUAUUUAA